CUCCCCAAAGUCUCCUCUGUUUCGCUAGGGUUUACAACGAACACUUUCCACAGAAACAGAGAGUGGUUCUUGCAGAUCAACGUCCGAGAUGGAAGAAGCUCCUCCUAGUUGUGAACUAGUGUGUGAUAAUAAAUGCAAUGAGAGUCAAAAUGAAAGAGAUGGUGAAAUAACUGGGUUGGAUGUUCAAAAUGGUGUGCAUGAAGGUAAGAAAGAAUUUGUUGCUCCUGCUGUUGGGAUGGAGUUUGAGUCCUAUGAGGAUGCAUAUAGCUAUUAUAAUUGCUAUGCCAAGGAAGUUGGCUUCCGUGUCCGGGUGAAGAAUUCGUGGUUUAAGCGGAAUAGUAGGGAGAAGUAUGGUGCAGUCCUUUGCUGCAGUAGUCAGGGUUUUAAAAGAAUAAAAGACGUUAACCGUUUAAGAAAGGAAACCAGAACUGGCUGUCCCGCAAUGAUACGUAUGAGGGUAGUGGACUCAAAGAGGUGGCGGGUCCUUGAAGUCACACUAGAACACAACCACUUAUUAGGCACCAAGAUCUACAAACCAAUUAAGAAGAUGGGCACUGGAAUAAAAAGGAAAUCACAGUCAAGUUCUGAUGCAGAAGUUCAAACAGUUAAGUUGUAUCGGGCAUUGGUAAUAGAUGCUGGGGGUAACAGUAACUCAAAUACCAGUGCAAGAGAAGUGAGGAGCUUUUUGGAUCAUCCUAAUCAGCUCAAUCUUAAAAAAGGUGAUUCUCAAGCCAUUUAUAACUACCUCUGUCGGAUGCAGCUGACCAAUCCAAACUUCUUUUACUUGAUGGAUUUCAAUGACGAAGGGCAUUUGAAGAAUGUUUUCUGGGUUGAUGCACGAUCUAGGGCUGCCUGUGGUUACUUCUCUGAUGUAAUUUAUAUUGACAAUUCAUAUUUGUCAAAUAAAUAUGAGACCCCCCUUGUGGCAAUUGUUGGAAUAAAUCACCAUGGCUAUACUGUUUUGCUGGGUUGUGGCCUUCUUGCUGGUGAGACAGUUGAGUCUUAUGCAUGGUUGUUUAAAGCAUGGCUUACAUGUGUGUCAGGAAACACUCCACAAACUAUUGUUACAGACAGGUGCAAGGCACUGCAGACUGCAAUUGCAGAGGUGUUUCCCAGAUCUCAUCACUGUUUUGGCUUGUCGCAUAUAAUGAAAAAAGUUCCAGAAAAGUUGGGAGGACUGCGUAACUAUGAUGCUAUAAGGAAGACAUUGUUUAAAGCAGUUUAUGAAACUUUGAAAGUGAUUGAAUUUGAAGCAGCAUGGCGGUUUAUGGUCCAGCGUUUUGGUAUCACUGACCAUGAGUGGCUUCAAUCUUUAUAUGAAGAUCAAGCUCGAUGGGCUCCAGUUUAUUUAAAAGACAAAUUUUUUGCUGGAAUGUCUGCUGCCAGACCAGGUGAGAAUGUCAGCCCAUUUUUUGAGAGAUAUGUGCAUAAACAGACUCCUCUAAAAGAGUUUCUUGACAAGUAUGAAUUAGCUUUACAAAAGAAGCACAAAGAAGAAACUCUUGCAGAUAUUGAGUCAAGAAACUCAAGCCCCCCAUUGAGAACAAGAUGCCCCUUUGAGUUGCAGCUCUCCAGAGUGUACACUAGAGAAAUAUUCAAGAAAUUUCAAUUUGAGGUGGAGGAGAUGUAUUCGUGUUUCAGUACAACACAGUUGCAUGUUGAUGGACCAAUUGUAAUUUUCUUGGUUAAGGAACGUGUGUUGGGUGAAGGAAAUAGGAGGGAGAUCAGGGACUAUGAAGUACUGUACAAUAGAACAGCAGGUGAGGUUCGAUGCAUAUGCAGUUGCUUUAACUUCUAUGGGUAUUUGUGCCGGCAUGCUUUGUGUGUGCUUAACUUUAAUGGUGUGGAGGAGGUCCCUUCCAAGUACAUUCUGUCACGAUGGAAGAAGGACUACAAACGCAUAUAUAUCCCAGAUCAAGGUUGCAAUACUGUAGAUGGUGUUGAUCGAGUUCAGUGGUUUAAUCAGUUAUAUAGGAGUGCCCUGCAAGUUGUAGAGGAAGGUGUGAUUUCACUAGACCAUUACAAUGUUGCCCUGCAAGCCUUUGAAGAGUCUAUGAAUAGGGUUCAUGAAGUAGAAGAAAAGCAAGGAUGACAUACUGUUAAUGUACAGAUUUUUUGUAAAUAAAAUUACAAUUCUCUUCUUUGUUCCCUGCACUUCCUUGAGGUUUGGUUCAUUCUUGAAGUUAAUACAUGCAAGGUUAACUCUUUUUUCAAUCUUUUUUGAUGGGGCAGAAAGAUAUCAAGACCAAAUUAUAUCGAUUGUUUUUUGAAGAUAAGAGAUAGAAAUGUUGUAAGUUGGGAGUAUUGGAUUGAGAAAUUUUGGAUGAGACUCCUAACUUGUAUAUACUGGAUGUCUCUGUUGGCAGAACUUUUGACUCUUUUUUUUUUGGGGGGGAUGACCAGGGUAUUUUCGUUACUAUUUACUCUUGGAUUGACAAAAUUUUU
Rubroshorea leprosula is the source of this 2445-nucleotide messenger RNA. The record is from the annotation of a GenBank genome assembly. NCBI's taxonomy places the organism in Eukaryota, Viridiplantae, Streptophyta, Magnoliopsida, Malvales, Dipterocarpaceae.